AUGGUGGCGAAUAGCGCACGCCCUGGCCGUCGUGCGUCCAAUCGACAUGAGCGGCCAAGCACCUCUGGAGCUGGGGUAUAUCACCUCAGUCCCCUCAAGGCACGCGACGGGCGUAUGAAGCGCCUCAUCCGACCUACUAAAAGUCAAGCCGCCGCGUCUACUUCUGGGCCGGCGCAAGCACUCGGAAGUGCUACCGAGGGCACUGGGGAUGAUGAGUGGGUGGAUGAGAUGGCCGACGACAGCCUCCCGAUACCACCCCCAGAGCCGGUGUACGUUCCCCCACCCCCUCGCCGAGUCGUAAUCUCUCGUUACAACUUGGCGGAUGCUUGGGGGAAUCUCCUUCCUCUGCUGGAAGCUCCAUGGGCCCACUUCAAGCGGACUACUCACGCCUCUCCACCAUCGCACAUUCCUCCGUCCCUCCACCACCCAUGCCAGAAUUCAUGCAAUACUUAUGUCAACAAGUCAGUCGACUGCCUAUACCCUACGCAUUUACAAAAGGUCUUUGUCUCGACGUGCAGCUGCAAGCCACUUGCCGUCCUCCUAGUCGAAAAUGGGGUUUUUCCCUCGUCGCCUCAGAAGCCGCGAAUCGGGGUCUCCAUCGACCUCUUGGAGCUUUACAAGGCGCUGUUCGAGCGAUCUUGCGACGCGAUCACGGCACUUGCACAUGCACUUCAAACAGUGUAUGAGCGGCGUGGUUAUGACGUCUCAUCCACAGGGCGAAGUGGUGCCAAGGCAUCAGAUCCCUUUCGUCGGAGCCUCACGCAGGCAGUCCUUUGGUCGAGCAACCUGCGCGACCACAUCGCACUUAGGGUUGAUGCAGCUCUCGCUGCUGUCGAGGCCUCCGCCGCCACCUCCGCAUCUGCCUCCGCUGCCUCCGCCGCCUCCGCCGCCGCCCCCAACGUCGCCGCCACCUCCACAUCUGCCUCCACCGCCACCCCCGCAUCUGCCGCGUCUGCUGCCAACGCCGCCAACGCGGCCGCCACCUCCGCAUCUGCCUCCACCGCCACCCCCGCAUCUGCUCCGUCUGCCAACGCUGCCGCCACUCCCGCGUUUGCCAACGCCGCCACUGCUGCACCAGCCUCCCAUGCACAUCGGACUCUUCGAGAGCGCUGUCCAUUGUACGUUGUCAAGCACUUGUAUUAUGCCUCUGUCCUGAUAUAUCCUAGUGGUGGCGAUGUCCAGCUUGGGGGUGAUGCAUGUUUCAGUUAUCGGCACCUCCGUUCCGCGGGUGACGGCCCAAUUGGUUAUACCCCACGUCACUUUGUCUCCAAAGGAAAGGUUGACCAGGUGCGACGGCGGGUAGACGAGGCCAAGCGAAGGAGGCCAACGCAAACACUGGAUGACAGCUGUUCCGAGAAUUGGACAGCUGCCAAUGAGAAGAAGAAAAUCGUCGAUCCCAAGCGAUAUGAUGCGAGUGGCAUCUUCGCCCUAGUCUGUCGUCAUGGUCAGACACUUUUCUGCUGCAACAUUGACACCCCAGGAGAGCAACACUACUAUAUCAUUGCCCUUCUUGAGGAAGUGCUUCAACUGCUGCCUCCCAAUGCCACUAUCUCCCAAGCUUAUGACGUUGGCUGUGUUAUUGACCGUAGCCAGUAUCUAGUUGGUUAUUUAAACUUCUUCACCACUUUUGAUAUUGAUAUUCCUUUGUUUAGUUUGAUAUUCUGGGGGCAGGUGUUCGAGAACGCAUUAUGUUUGUUCUCAACGCUAUGCAUGCGUAUGGCCACGAGUGGCGAUGCCAGCUCCAGUACAAUCCCCGGAUGGCUAUGGUCUCGUAUUCGGAGGCUGAUUCCAAUUACACGUGGACAAUGGAACUCACGCCGAAUCUGGACAAUAGACCAGUAUAUCAACUUCGUCAACACAGACGGUUUUUAUAGACUGGGAGAUUGGGUCCUUCGGCAACAAUCGAAGAAUGUCCAGCGUCGGUAUCAUGAUGCGUUGAGCCUUCUACGCAGAUGUGGUGUCCCUGUUCCUGAAUUGCGGGAGGAAUGGAUGGCUCAGAAGGCCACACAAAUAUCUGGCCGUAGGCAUGCUCCAAAGCGCUUACGUCAGGAUCUUGACAGGGUUGUUGCACUGCAAGCCCAAAUCGAUGCUAUCGAAAAAUCGCUUGUAGAUGUUCGGCAGUCAAUUUCAGAUCAGACCGCCUCCGCCGACUCCUAUCGCCACCUUCGUGAAUUGGAGGCGACUCAUGCUGACCUAGAAAAACAGGCUGAAGCUUUAUAUUCAUCGCUCAACAUUCAUAACAUCUAUCCUGCUCUAGAAGGGGUACCUCCAGAGCUUGCACGACUUCUUGUUACUAUGCGUGAUCUGAAGAUCAAUAUUCGCAAAAGGGCAAUUGGCUCAUUUCAGGAGUGGGAAACACUUGAUCAGGCGGUAUCAGGCCGACGGGAACCAUUGGGAACGAAGCUAUAUCAAGCAACACGGUCAACUAUUACAAAACGUCAACCUGCUCUCCUCAAAGCACUUAAAAAGUUCAACGCCUACUGCUCUGAGUUUGAGAUUCUCAGGCCUCCUGACUGUCAGAUUGCUGUUCCACGCCCACUGCCAACGACUCUUGCUGCGCUCCGAGAAGACUCCUCACUACAUGAAGACAUCUGGACAACUCCUACCGAGGGUCGGCCACCACGAUGGCUUGAGGAUGAGGACGUUCGGCAAGGUAUUCGCAAUCUUCACAUUGUUGAUCGGUGCGAAGAGGAGGGUUUGCGACUCCAAUUAGAAUCUGCUAAUAUGCAGCUUUGGGUUGAGAAAGAGUUGAAUAUUGCAACUCUGGCAGUUCGGAGAAAUACCGAUCCAACCUUGGACCUCCCACUCCGUGAAAGGCUUGGGUAUAUAUCCAGCCUUCAAGCUGCUUGGUCUAGAGGCAUUCGCAGUGGAUCAUUGGCCAUAGCUUCCUCUGCUAACUUGGCAACACCUUCAACCCUGGGAGGCUCUGAGAGGCACCCUUCAGCCCUGGGAGGCUCUGAGAGGCACCCUUCAGCAGCCCUGGGAGGCUCUGAGAGGCACCAGUUAGAAGAGUCAGAGGAGUUACUUGAUUCAGAGGGUGCUUCACUUGAGGUAUUCAAUGCUGAUGAGCAGGAUUUGUCAACUAUUGAGCCUGAAGAACCCUCUGAAUCAGUUGACAUCUUCCAGGAGGUCUUAGAUGGCAAUGAUGAAGAAGGUACUACAGAUCUUCUCCAACUAGGAAACUUUGAGAUUCAAAUGAAAUCCUCUGUGCCUCCAAUGCAGGUUGACACCACCUUCGUUCAUGCUAUUGAACAGUACCUUUCCUCUCAAGAACACUCCCCUUCCCUCCAUGAAACACGGGUCAUCAUUGAUAUCCAUGGCCGAAAGCAACUUAUAGAUGUUGAAGACCUCGCUCGCCUCAAAGGGCCUACGCAGUGGUUGAACAACUUCUGUAUUAACGGAGUUGCAACAGCCAUCAUGAAAACGCUCCUUACACCAGAGGACCUUUCUCGCAGUGCGUUGCUCGACACCUUGGACCUCCAUCGGGUUCAAUAUGGUUCUGAUGACGCUGUCCUUUGGCACCAUUUGGCUCCAACCGAAUAUUGGUGCAAGCCCUUGUGGCUGAUUCCUGUGCAUCGACGUUCACAGCAGCACUGGGUCUUAGCUGUAGUAUCAGUUGAAGAGAAGUUGGUCUUCUUCUAUGACAGUUUUGCAGAAGUGGAGGGCUGGGAGGCUGACUUCAAGGAUAUUUCAACUCUUCUCUCCCACAUGUUUGCUCUUGCUACUGCUCAUGGUCACCAUAUCAACACAAAGGAGGCAACUAUACCAUGGUCUGCACAUCCUUUGUUUCAAGUGAAUAUGCCUCAGCAAAGCAAUAGCCAUGAUUGUGGUGUCUGGGUGUUAUGCAUGCUCACUGCAAUUCUUCGUGGAUAUUCGGCCGUGAAUAUUGCUGAGCGUGACAUACCACACAUUCGGACAUUACUUACUCGGUUGAUCUACACAUUCCCUCGAUAUGUGCGUACGAAAAGAGGCGGUCAGAGGUAG
Mycena indigotica is the source of this 3984-nucleotide messenger RNA. RefSeq lists its product as uncharacterized. NCBI's taxonomy places the organism in Eukaryota, Fungi, Basidiomycota, Agaricomycetes, Agaricales, Mycenaceae. Gene Ontology annotation, biological process: proteolysis. The transcript has 13 exons. The coding region runs from base 1 to 3984 and encodes 1327 amino acids. The record is from RefSeq and is a predicted model, not a curated record. Gene Ontology annotation, molecular function: cysteine-type peptidase activity.